Messenger RNA from Chaetomium globosum CBS 148.51, 1470 nucleotides. RefSeq lists its product as uncharacterized. The record is from RefSeq and is a predicted model, not a curated record. NCBI's taxonomy places the organism in Eukaryota, Fungi, Ascomycota, Sordariomycetes, Sordariales, Chaetomiaceae. The transcript is spliced from 3 exons. Bases 1 to 1470 code for a protein of 489 amino acids. Gene Ontology annotation, molecular function: protein dimerization activity.
AUGCAGCUCCGCCGUGCUGUCUCUCCAUUUGCACGAAAGGCACCCCAGCUUGGCGGACCUAUCGCGCAAGCCCAUCUUGCUGGGUGUUACAUGCUGUUUACGUGGCGAAUCCAUCGUUGUCCCCCAACUUACUCCAGACGAACGCAGGCUAUUGCUUCGUUUGGCUGUCUCAGUCGCUGCUUUUGCAGCGGCCUCGUCCGCCAAAGUUGGGGGUACUCGGGACUAAGACGGCCCGAGUCUGGGUGCCCAAGGCUGUCCGAGUUGGGGACUCCGGGUCCUGGCGCUUAUGAUGGUCUCCUGGCCCACGACGAUGGUGUGCUCAACCACCUCCUCAUAUUUGAUGCACGAGUCGCAGGGAACUUGAGAACGCAAGCAUGCACUGCUCUUGCGUCAGCGGGCAACCACUGCCGCCCGGCCUACAGCCCUGAGUUCGAGGCUGAGAGCUCGUUUCCCGAGAGGCACCUUGACGAUGACAAGACUCCGGCCUCGGGUGUCGAGCCCGACCGCUAUCGCCCAGCGGCCGCAAAACGGCAGCCUCGGCAGGUGUUUGAGCCCAGUCUCCCAACGCUCUACGCUAGGGAUUGGCCUGGGGAAAACCAGCCUCUUGCCCGUGACAGCCAUAUAACCUCUCAUCCUGCGCUGCCCGUCAACAAUGCCAUCCCCGCCCACUUUCCACAGACAACUGCGCCUUUGCAAGGAGAAUGGCCCUCAUUCAGUGAGCAGCCUCACGAUGGGCGCUUAUGGCAAUCAACCCGCCCGGAACUCAGUGUCGACGACGAUUCCGACUCGAUCCAGAGUCGCAACGACAGCCUCGAGGAGUUUUGCCUACCGAUGCCGACGCUGCCCUCCACCCAGAAACCCCGGCGGCGAAGCUCACAUCGCGUGACAAAACCUGCAAAGGCAUCAUCAGGCUCGAUAACAAGCCACCACCCAGCCGCGCGUCCAGAGAGACCCUAUAUUCCGGACUUCGACUAUAACACCGACUGGUUUGACGCUUCGGAUGCCGCGGCAGCCUUCUUUCCCCAAAUCAACCACGAUCAGCCAGUAGCCGCCAGUGGAGGCGAAAUUGAAAUUGCCUACCGAGAUAGUUCCUCUUCGUCCAAGGUGGACUCCAAACGAAUUGCCCACAAACUGUCCGAGAAAACACGACGCAACAGAUUGACCAUCGCGAUACGGGAGAUACAGAAGUUGCUCCCCUCUGGGGCUGACGGCGAUGACCAGACCAUGCCCCAGGCGCAGAAAGACGCGGACUUUGUGGUCAGACCGGGGGUGCCGAGUAGUAAACUUGAUAUCGUGGAGAUGGCCGUUGGGUUCAUCAGAGACUUGAAAGAGAGAAACAAGGAGACGGCGAGAAGGUUAAGAGAGGCUGAGAGGGCGUUAGAACAGUGCCAGUGCCGGCGUGGGAGAGGGGACACAGUCUCGAGCUCAUCAUCAUUGAAUCUUCCGGCCAUGGGAGGUGGCGCAGGUUAA